Solenopsis invicta (red fire ant) is the source of this 1292-nucleotide messenger RNA. RefSeq lists its product as uncharacterized. The transcript has 4 exons. The coding region runs from base 115 to 819 and encodes 234 amino acids. Lineage: Eukaryota; Metazoa; Arthropoda; Insecta; Hymenoptera; Formicidae. The record is from RefSeq and is a predicted model, not a curated record.
GUGGGUUUAGGUUAGUCAUAUCUUUCAACCGCAUGGUGUGCGGGUUCUUUUCUCGGGGGUUUCGGCGAUUGAAUCGGACGUUGGUCGGACGUGGUCGGACGCAAAGUGCUCGACAUGAUUCCGGGUGCACAGAUUCAGCGACCAACCGCUGGGAAACGUCACUCCGGUUUGUGCGUUAAUAUAGAUCCCAUUAACGUGAAAAAGCUGGAGCGUAGACUGAGAAAACAGCAGAAGGAAAAGGCUGACGUUUCUGAAAAUAAUAAUCACAAGACUGCUGAGGUUGAGAUGGUACAACAGGAUGUUGUACAAAGUAAACAAAGGAAGAGGAAGAGGAAAACAACAUUGGAUGAAUCCAGUGUCAACAAUGCUCUUGAUAAGGAUAUUUUAAAAGAGGAUUUAAAUGAGAAUGUAAAAACUGAGAAAACGCCAUCUAAAAGGCAAUUAAAAAGAGAAAAGGCUGAGAAAGCAGAAAUUGAAAUGAGACAAUCUCGUAAACUAAAUGCCAAGAAGACUGCAUUGAAUUAUCUGUCCAAGUGGAAAAACUGUAGAAACGAAUGGAAAUUCGAGAAGCUCAAACAGAUCUGGCUGAUGGAUAAUCUGUUAGAUGAGACUUGUAUCUCUGACAAGCUUUUCCCUGUCGUUCUGGAAUACUUCGAGGGUUGCAAAGGCAUGGCACGCGAAGUGUUGACGCGCAAGGGAAUGGAAAUAGUGAAAAAAGCCGAGAUGGAAACGGAUGAAGACAGCAAAACGGAGAUUAUGAAGUCAAUUGCUUAUAAGAGAGCGAGGCAACUUUUGCAGACUUUGCCAACUGACAAGUAGUCAACAACUUUGAAAAAAUGUACAUAAAAAGAGCAUGUCUAUGGCAGAUCCGAGAGAUACACAAGAAACUUCGGCAGCUUGCGCGACGAAAUUUUACAUAUUUCUUGUUGUAACAAUAUUAUAGUAUUAGGUGACUGCAAUUACUAAUCUGGACUUAAGAGUUGAUUAUAUUUAAAAUAAACUUGACUAUGGAAAAUUUCAGACAUUUCAAUUUUAAAAUUGAAUUUUAUUGAUUCAAUUUUAAUUUUAUUCAAAAUAAUAUUUUAUAUAAUUUUUUUUCAUUGUAAUUUUUUAGUUACAAUAAAUAAAAAUAUAGCUUUCAUACACAUUGUUAAACAAAAGAUCUGUGAUGUUUGAAAUUUUCCAUCGAGUCAGUGCUUUAGAUAUAACAGCAUAAUUGCAUGCAACAUAUGUUAAAUGUGAAAAUUUUAUUCGCAAUUUAGCUUCAAAAAUAAAAAUGUUUAUAUUUUAAA